Molecule: messenger RNA, 205 nt
Organism: Racocetra fulgida
Lineage: Eukaryota; Fungi; Glomeromycota; Glomeromycetes; Diversisporales; Gigasporaceae
Source: the annotation of a GenBank genome assembly
UGAAGACUAUUAUAGUGAAGAUUAUUAUAGUGAAGAUCAAUAUAGUGAAGAUUUAUAUAGUGAAAAUCAAGAUAUUGAAGAUUUAUAUAGUGAAAAUCAAGAUAUUGAAGAUUUAUAUAGUGAAAAUCAAAAUAUUGAAGAUCUAUAUAGUGAAAAUCAAGAUAUUGAAAAUAAAAAUAUUGAAGAUCAAGAUAUUGAAGAAUAA